GCCAUGGCCGGGAUCGGUGACCCUCGGCUGGCGGUGCUGCUGCCCACGGCCGCCUUCCCCUGCGGAGCCCUGCGCCCUGACAACGCCACGGCCACCAAGCUGCUGGGGACGUGGCUGUACGUGGCCGGGGCUGCCCAGUUCCCCCGGCACCUCCUGGAGAUGCUGCUCAUCGACCACGGGCACCUGCACGUGGAGCCCCUCAGGGAUGGGCCGGAGCUGCUCAUCACCCAGCACGUGGCCGUGGGGGACCAAUGUCUCACCAACAACCUCACCUACUUGGAAAUCGCCGCCGGUAACACCACACUGGUGAAGCAUGCCAAGACCCAGGAAACUGUGGGGACACUGAUGAACCUCAGCUCUGAAGACCUUUUACUCAUCCAGUACCAACUGCAGAGGGAAAGGACAUAUUUGGGACUGUAUCUCUACGCCCGGAACCUGAGCGUGAGCACAGCUGACCGUGAGGAAUUCGAGCACCACGCCAAGUGCCUGGGGCUGAGGGAAGAGGAGAUCAUUUAUGCACCCUGGAAAACAGAGCUGUGUCAAACAAAAGAAAUAGAAAAAGGCAACACCCCACACACGGAGCCCGUGGCUGAGGGCACAGCAUCACCUCCUCCAGGUACCCCCCGGCCUGGGAGUGUGGGGAACUGACCCCACUUCAAGCAAUAAAUGUUUUCUUCAA
Molecule: messenger RNA, 679 nt
Organism: Manacus vitellinus (golden-collared manakin)
Lineage: Eukaryota; Metazoa; Chordata; Aves; Passeriformes; Pipridae
Product: alpha-1-acid glycoprotein 8-like
Exons: 6
Coding region: 4-648 (214 amino acids)
Source: RefSeq, a predicted model, not a curated record